Molecule: messenger RNA, 2217 nt
Organism: Erythranthe guttata (spotted monkey flower)
Lineage: Eukaryota; Viridiplantae; Streptophyta; Magnoliopsida; Lamiales; Phrymaceae
Product: sucrose transport protein
Biological process (GO): transmembrane transport; sucrose transport
Cellular component (GO): plasma membrane; vacuole
Molecular function (GO): sucrose:proton symporter activity
Source: RefSeq, a predicted model, not a curated record
UUUACCAAAAAAAAAAUGCUGUAAUUAAAAUGUUGUAAAGAAAAGGAAAUUACAAAAAUAAUAAAUAAAUAAAAAGGAAAAAAGGCAAAGCUAACUGUCCACGGCCAAGACAUUAAAUUUAGGGUAUACAAAAUCUGAAAUUUGUAAUCACAAAAAGGCUGCAAAAAAGAUGAAAUGAAUUAAAUUAUUUAUUGACUAAAUUCUCAUCUUUUUAUUUUUUUAUUUUUUAUAUUUUAUUUUAUUUUUUACUCUCAAAUCCAAUAUGGAUAAUAUGGAUAAUCUCACCACCCCGCCAAAUCCAGUAUAAAUACCCCCAAUCUCAUUCCCAUUUUUCACCACUCUACUCCUCUGCAUGUAUAUACAUACACAGAUAUACACACAUUUUAGAGAGAGAAAGGGGUUUUAAUUACUGAGAUAUAUAUAUAGAGAGAGAGGGAGAUCGAGUUCAAUGGAGGUGAAAAACAGUGGUGCGACUGCGACGUCGUCUUCCUUUCAGCUGCAGCAGCAGAAUCCGCCGCCGCUGGCGGCGGAGCCACUGCGGAAGAUCAUCCUCGUGGCGGCGAUUGCGGCCGGGGUGCAGUUCGGAUGGGCCCUACAGCUCUCCCUGCUGACGCCGUACGUGCAGUUAUUGGGGAUACCCCACACAUGGGCGGCUUUCAUUUGGCUGUGCGGCCCGGUUUCGGGUUUGUUGGUCCAGCCAAUAGUUGGAUACUACAGUGAUAACUGUACCUCCCGAUUCGGGCGGCGGAGGCCGUUCAUCGCCGCCGGGACAGCUCUCGUCGCGGUGGCUGUUUUUCUCAUCGGUUUUGCUGCCGAUUUGGGGCAUGCAGCCGGCGAUUCGACCGGGAAGGGCUCCAAACCUAGGGCUAUUACUGUUUUUGUUGUUGGAUUUUGGAUUCUCGAUGUUGCUAACAACAUGUUACAGGGGCCUUGUAGGGCACUGUUGGCUGAUUUAUCAGGCGGAAAUGCGAGAAAAAUGAGUGCUGCAAAUUCGCUGUACUCCUUUUUCAUGGCGGUGGGGAAUGUUCUAGGCUACGCCGCCGGCGCGUACACCCGCUUGUAUAGAAUAUUCCCUUUCUCCAAAACCAGCGCCUGCGAUUUGUACUGCGCAAAUCUCAAGAGCUGUUUUUUGAUCUCCAUAGCUCUUCUGGUGACUCUGACCGUUCUCGCACUGACAAUGGUGCACGAAAAAGCCGCCGCCGCAUCUCCGCCGGAACAGGCGGCGACGGUUAAAAAGAGGGGUUUCCCGGUGUUUGGGGAAUUAUUCGGUGCGCUCAAGGACUUGCCUAGACCCAUGUGGAUGCUGCUGCUGGUGACGUGUCUGAACUGGAUUGCUUGGUUUCCGUUCCUGUUGUUCGACACUGAUUGGAUGGGGAAAGAGGUGUACGGAGGGAAGGUUGGUGAGGGAAACUUGUACGACAAAGGGGUACGCGCCGGUGCGUUGGGGCUGAUGCUGAAUUCUGUGGUGUUGGGUUUGGCUUCUCUGAGUGUGCAGUUCUUGGCGCGUGGGCUUGGUGGGGUGAAGAGAUUGUGGGGAUUGGUGAAUUUCUUGCUGGCGGUUUGUUUGGCCAUGACUGUUUUGGUCACCAAGAUGGCGCAGCACACGCGGCGGUACGUCGGUGACGAGGCCACCGCCGCCACGCUUAUGCAGCCGGUGGCUGGUGUAAGGAUCGGGGCUUUGGCCCUCUUCGCUGUCCUCGGCAUUCCUCUAGCGAUAACUUACAGCAUUCCAUUUGCUUUGGCAUCCAUAUUUUCCAGUAACUCUGGUGCUGGACAAGGUCUAUCCCUGGGAGUUCUAAAUCUUGCAAUAGUUAUACCACAGAUGGUGGUGUCUGUGGCAAGUGGGCCGUGGGAUGACUUAUUCGGGGGCGGAAACCUACCGGCGUUCGUGGUGGGAGCGGUGGCUGCUGCCGCUAGCGGUAUUUUCGCACUCACAAUGCUUCCAUCACCACCUUCUGACGAUGCAUCAACCAAGGCUUUGAGUAGUGCCGGUGGAUUUCACUGAAAAUGUCUUAUGUUCGGUAGCUAGUAGCCUUAAAGCUUUCUUGUUUUUUUUUGGGGGGGGGAUUGAAAAUUGCAUAUGUUAGUGUUCGUUUUGGGGCGCUUGUAAUUUUUAAAGCUUCCCCCGUUUUCUUCUCCCUCUCGUGUCGAAAACUACAAAAAAAAAAUGUGUACACAUACACUAAGCGUGACAGUAUAGUUUAUUGUACUAUGUUA